GUCCGUUCGUCCGUACAUGUCCACGCUUGCUCCGUCCGGGCUUCCAUACUUCGCCUCGUUCUCGCUCUCAGUCGGUCCUGCAGCGAAGAUGGCGGAAGCUCCCCCACGGCCCUGCCGGUUCUUCUGUCACCGGUGCUCAGAAGAGAUCAGCCCUCGGCUCCCGGAUUAUAUCUGUCCACGGUGUGAGUCUGGCUUCAUCGAGGAGUUACCUGGAGAAGGAAGUGCAGAGAAUGGGUCCACAUCUACAGCCUCUAAUGACCAAAAUCGCCCCUCAUUUGAGAAUGUGGACCAGCACUUGUUUACGUUCCCACAUGGAUAUGGGCAGUUUGCUCUGGGGAUCUUCGAUGAGGGCUUCGAAUUCAGGGCAGGUUUGCCAGGGGAAGAUAACCGUGACGCAGAGAACCGCAGAGAACGGGAGAUGGCCUCACGACAGCGGUACGGGGCGAGACAACCACGGGGACGGCACCUUCCCCGGAGACAAGGGACGCGGCAUGAGGGUGUACCAACUUUAGAAGGAAUCAUUCAGCAGUUAGUUAACGGAAUUAUCGCUCCGACAGCUAUGCCAAACAUGGCGAUGGGGCCAUGGGGAAUGCUUCAUUCCAACCCAAUGGACUAUGCAUGGGGUGCCAAUGGAUUAGAUGCCAUCAUAACACAGUUAUUAAAUCAGUUUGAAAAUACGGGUCCCCCUCCAGCAGACAAAGAGAAGAUUAAGAGUCUCCCUACAGUCCAGAUAAAACAGGAGCACGUGGGUGCUGGUCUAGAGUGCCCUGUUUGUAAAGAAGACUACAGCGCAGGAGAGAACGUUAGACAACUUCCCUGCAAUCAUCUCUUUCAUAACGACUGUAUAGUUCCCUGGCUCGAACAGCAUGACACGUGUCCGGUAUGCAGGAAGAGUUUGAGCGGGCAGAACACAGCCACGGAUCCACCUGGCCUAUCAGGGAUGAAUUUCUCCCCCUCUUCCUCCUCCUCUUCCUCCUCCAGCUCUCCAAGCAAUGAGAACGCCUCCAAUAACUCGUAAGACCUCAGCCCACAUCCUGAACACAUCGACACAUCAUCAUCUCAGCCCCACAGCGCCGGCCUGGCCAACACCGCACCCUUUCCCUUCCAGCAGCGACUCAGAGCUGGACUGAUCUCGAACUCGGUGGAACCAGCGGCCGGAGCUAAACGCAAACCUCUGAACCUGCUCAUCACUAACACACAUUUUACUGGCUGGAGACAGGUCAGAGAGCACGCCAAACCCAGAAGAGAAAAAUACACUCUCAUAUUGCUUCAGACAGCGUUUUGUUUCUUUCUUUUUUUUUAAACCGUUGAACUUCAGAGCGAUCAUUCCUCAAGGUUUGGGCGCACACAGCGGGCAGACGGCAGCACCUGUCCGCGUGACGUGGUUUUAAUCAGCAGAAAGCAUGAGAAAAAUGCUGAGAAAAAGAGAGAGGAUGUUGCGCAGUGCUGAACUGCACGAUGACGGUGGCAGAUCUGAAGACACACGAAGUUGAACUGCGUUUUAGAAGCAGACUUUGUGUCUCUCGGGAGGGACGCGUUCGAAUAGAACGUAUUGUUUUUUUAUCAUUUGAUUUUUAUUUUACGGAUAAAAGUGGUUGAUAUGUGAGCGUGCGUAUGGGUGAAUCUCACAAAACCAGUCAUGGUUACAUUUCACCCCAAAAUCAGAAGAAAUGAAAUAAGAAACUGUAUUUCUGCUAAAGCUCAAGCCUAUUUUAGAACCUUUUUUUCAUAACAAUUAAAGGAUUAGUUCACUUCAGAAUUCAAACUUCCUGAUAAUUUACUCACCCCCAUGUCAUGCAAGAUGUUUAUGUCUUUCUUUCUUCAGUCGAAAAGAAAUGAACGUUUUUGAGGAAAACAUUCCAGGAUUUUUCUCCAUAUAGUGGACUUCACUGGGGAUCAACAGGUUGAAGGUCCAAAUGUCAGUUUCAGUGCAGCGUCAAAGAGCUCUACAUGAUCCCAGACGAGGAAUAAGGGUCUUAUCUAGUGAAACAAUUGGCCAUUUUCUAUUUUCAUAUCCUUUUUAACCACAAAUGCUUGUCUUGCACUGCUCUGUGAUGCUCCACGCAUUACGUAAUCACGUUGGAAAGGUCACGCGUGACAGGCAGAAGUACUGAUCCAGGGUCUACAAAGCAAACGGCCUUUACAAAAAAAGGUAAAACAAUGAUGUUGGAUGAUUUUGAAGUUGGAGGUGAAUUUUUCACCCUACCGCAGUACUUUUGCCUACGUCACGUGUGACCUUUCCAACAUGCUUACGUAAUGCGUGGCACAUUGCAGAGCGGUGCAAGAUGAGCAUUUGUGGUUAAAAAGUAUAUAAUUUUUUUUUUUUUUUUUUUUUUUUUUUUUUUUAGAAAAUAAGACCCUUAAUCCUCGUCUGGGAUCAUGUAGAGCUCUUUGAAGCUGCACUGAAACUGACAUUUGGACCUUCAACCCGUUGAUUCCCGUUUAAGUCCACUAUAUGGAGAAAAAUCCUGGAAUGUUUUCCUCAAAAACCUUCAUUUCUUUUCGACUGAAGAAAGAAAGACAUAAACAUCUUGGAUGACAUGCGGGUGAGGAAAUUAUCAGGAAAUUUUAAUUUUGAAGUGAACUAAUCCUUUAAGCACAGUGCAAAAAACGUCUCAUUACCAUAAUGCCAAAAGUCUGAAUCUCAUUAUUGUAGUGUUUCAAUUUUUUGAAAUUGAGACAUAUUUAUAGAUCAUGGUAUUUGUUGCACAGCCUUAAAUUAUAAUUAUAAAUCAGUUUAUUACAGAAUUUUUUUUAUUGUAAUAUUGUAAUACAGUAAUAACAAUCACUAUUUAGAAUAAUAAUAAUACAGUAAAACAGCUGAAUGCACUAUGGUAAUGAGAAAUUUGGGUAAAUAUAUGCUUAAUUCUCAUGAAAAUAAGCAAAGUAAAGGCAUUUUAAGAAUAAUGUUUUUUUUUCUUUUUCUUUUGAUUUUGUGGUUAAAUAAAACCUGGACAUGUUUUUGUGAUUCACCCAUUUAGUCAUAUUUAUUGAAAACAUGAAAAAAUAAAAAUAGAACUGCGUCAUUGUGAAAAGCCAACCGAUCCAAGAACAUCUGUGGCAGAGGAAAACACUGAUGCAGGUUCCUCUCCUCGUAUUUAUUUGCACAGUAUUUCUUGUUUUGCGGAGAUUAUUAGAACCCUGAACAAAGUGUGAAUUUUUUUUGGCAACAUUUUAUAUGAUUUUCUACAUUUAGCAUCAACCUUAAAGCUCAUUAGAAAAAUAGAUUUUCUCUCUUUCACCCUGCAAUUUUUGGGCCUCUAUCCAGACGGCACACGGCCCGAUAACAUGAUGAAAUCUCUCUCUCUUUCUCUCACUUUUUUUUUUUUUUUUUUUUUUAAAUAUUUUUAUCUCUCACAUUCAGUUGUCUUCUCUCAGUCUGCCACACAUAUUCAGUGACUUUCAGUUCAAGGCAACUUUUUUUUUUUAACUUAUUUUAAGUUAAAUGAUUUGUUUUUGUAAAUGAUAAUAAAGGAGAAGAACAAAUGAA
Messenger RNA from Ctenopharyngodon idella (grass carp), 3490 nucleotides. RefSeq names its product ring finger protein 126 (gene rnf126). The record is from RefSeq and is a predicted model, not a curated record. Gene Ontology annotation, molecular function: ubiquitin protein ligase activity. NCBI's taxonomy places the organism in Eukaryota, Metazoa, Chordata, Actinopteri, Cypriniformes, Xenocyprididae. Gene Ontology annotation, biological process: protein ubiquitination. The transcript has 9 exons. Gene Ontology annotation, cellular component: cytoplasm. The coding region runs from base 17 to 1018 and encodes 333 amino acids.